Molecule: messenger RNA, 1928 nt
Organism: Musa acuminata subsp. malaccensis (wild Malaysian banana)
Lineage: Eukaryota; Viridiplantae; Streptophyta; Magnoliopsida; Zingiberales; Musaceae
Source: RefSeq, a predicted model, not a curated record
CACUUUAACCUCGCCUUCUUCUCCGCACUGCCCCCGUCUCUCUCGCUCCGUCUCUCCCAACUCCAAUUCCCUUCCGUAGAGGAUUCGGCUCUCGAAUCCCAGCGAUUUUUCUCGGUGAUUAGGCGAUUCUUGUCGGGAAUUUUGGUCUCGCGGUGGCAAAUUCACGUUCGACGACGGGAUUUGAGCUGUUCUUGCCGGAACUGUGGUACGUGAUUGGGGGGAUUUGGGGGACUUGGGGGUAGAUUUUGGGAAAGUCUUCCUCUUUCUUAUCGGGAAGGGGAAGAGAUGAGGGGGAUUCAUAGUAGCGUGGAGACCGUGAAUGCCGCGGCGGCGGCCAUCGUCUCUGCUGAAAGCCGGGUUCAGCAGGUCGCCGUUCCGAGGAAAAGAUGGACUGCCUGGCUCAGUGUGUAUUGGUGCUUUGGUUCUCAUGGAAAUGGCAGGCGCAUCAGCCACGCAGUCCUUGUUCCUGAACCAGCAUUUUCUGUGUCAGAUGCCUCUGCACGUAGUAAUCCAAGCCAUCCACCUGAAGUGAGACUUCCAUUUAUUGCACCUCCUUCUUCUCCAGCAUCCUUUCUGCCAUCAGGUAUCCCAUCUGCAACACAAUCACCUGCAGGUCCGGUAUCUCUUUCUGCUUUGUCACGAAGUUCCUAUUCUCCAAGUGGCCCAGCUUCCAUCUUUGCUAUUGGGCCCUAUGCAAAUGAGACCCAAUUAGUUUCACCCCCUGUCUUUUCCACCUUCACAACUGAACCUUCGACUGCUCCACUUACUCCCCCACCAGAACCUUUCCAUCUCACAACCCCUUCAUCGCCUGAGGUACCAUUUGCCAAACUGUUGACUUCUUCCAUCGAUGCUAACUGUAAGAAGAGUGAAGCGUAUGAGUUUCAAUCCUACCAGUUUUAUCCUGGAAGCCCAAUAGGUUGCCUCAUAUCACCAAGUUCGGCUUGCUCGGGUACUUCAUCGCCUUUCCCUGAUCCUGAAUUCUAUUCCUCUGCUGCUGGCUCCUUCCAAUCAUUCCUUAUUGGUGAACCACCAAAAAUCUUAAGUGCUGAAGGAAUUGCUGCACGGAAACUUAUACCCCGACAUGCUCGAAAUGAUGGAUCACUUUUGGAUGGUCAGAUAUCAGCAGCUGCAUCAGUAGUGGACCCUGCUAUUGUGCCUAAGAUUAAUGAACACACAAUGGAUCACAGGGUAUCAUUUGAGUUAACCGCAGAAGAGUUUGCACGGCGCUUGGAAAAGAAAGUAGCAAUGUCAGGUGAAGGUAAAUUAGAAAUAUUGACUGCAAGAAAUGACAAAGCCAAUCCUUCUUUAGGAACCGAUAACAGCAGCAGAAUCAGCAUUGAUGAUACCUACCAUGACUUGCCCGAGAAAGCUCAGCCUCUUGUUACUCCAGCUAAAGAAUUCAAAUUUGAUAAUUCAGAUGGUGUUGCUUCGGAGCCUAAUGUUGGUUCAGACUGGUGGGCCAAUGAGAAGGUCGCUGGCACGGCAACUGAACAUCGGAAGAGCUGGGCAUUUUUCCCAAUGAUACAACCAGGGGUAAGCUGAUUGGUAAUUUUGCUUUGCUUCAUGUACAUCAGGGAAGGAUCGUCAACUGUUAAUUAGGUCCAUUAUCAGUCACGAGAGACAGACAUGUUGGGGAUCAUGAUCCACCUGUGAAUAUCUUUGUUUGGGUAAACAGUGAAGCAUGAUAAUUGGCUAUAUGAACUUGAUUUCGAGACAAUACUGAUGGUCUUAUCUCACCUGCAUUGGACAGAAAUAAAGAGAGGAUUUCACGCUCUUGAUCUGUAUUAACCGUUGUUACACUUAAAUAGUCUACUUGCCUUCUUGCUGACUAAUAAUCAGAAACAAAAGUCCUUUGUAACAUAUUUCAUGAACUCAUAUAGUAUGUUCAAAACCUUUUUCUAAGUGCCUUUAUGUAUCUGAUCCAAUUU